UUUAUUCCAGAACUAUUAGCUUUAGCUUUGAUAGUUCUUCAAACUGGUCCUCCAAAAGCAAUGAAGGAUAAUCGGAUCACUUUUUAAAUACCCAAAUUGAUAUUUUCAUUCAAAAAUGGUAAAAGCUUGGGUGAGAUAGGAUUGGGAUUCCUUCUUCAGUUCCUUUUUGUUUCUGGUUUCCCAUAUAAAUACGUGAAUCACCCUCCUCCAUGUGUUCUCUUCUAAUCUGCAAAAUUUUGUCAUUCUUAUUAACUGCUCUAACCUCUUCUUAAUGACCCUUAAUAAAAAAAUUCUUUACUUUUGAACUUAAAAGAUUCUAAAGUCUUUCACUUUGAUUAAAGAUUCUCUCUUUAUGUUCAAAGCUUUAAGCUUUUGUUUUUCUUUUUUUUUUUUUUUUAAAUUUUCAGCUCUUUUGAAGGAACCUUAAGGGACAUAGACAUGGAAGUUGUUUUACAAACCAGAUGGCUUCUUUCAUUACCUCCAAAACCAACCAAAGCUAGUAGUCUUUUGAAUCCAUCACAAGGCUUAAAUCAUAGGCUUUUUGCUUCUAAACCUUUAGGCUUUAAUGGGUUAUGUUUGUUUAAUAGAAGAGUUCCAAGUGUUGUAGCAAAACCAAAUGGUGUACCCUUCAUUUGCAAGGCUAAGGCUGCUUCUGCAGCUGAUGGGAAGCAGCCAUUUUUUCAUGAAAAUGAGAAGCCAAAAUUCAUGGGAAUUGAGAUUCUGACACUUAAGAAGAUUAUACCACUUGGGUUAAUGUUCUUUUGUAUACUUUUCAAUUAUACAAUCCUUAGGGAUACAAAGGAUGUCUUGGUUGUAACAGCUAAAGGAAGUAGUGCAGAGAUAAUACCAUUUUUAAAGACAUGGGUUAAUUUGCCAAUGGCUGUUGGGUUCAUGUUGUUAUACACAAAGUUGGCUAAUGUGUUGCCUAAGAAGGCUCUUUUCUACACUGUUAUUGUUCCUUUUAUAGCCUUUUUUGGUGCAUUUGGGUUCCUGUUGUAUCCUCUCAGCAAUUAUAUCCACCCUCAAGCCCUUUCUGAUAAGCUUCUAGCAGUUCUUGGACCAAGGUUUCUUGGUCCUCUUGCAAUUUUGAGGAUUUGGAGUUUUUGUUUGUUCUAUGUCAUGGCUGAACUUUGGGGCAGUGUUGUCAUUUCAGUUCUUUUUUGGGGGUUUGCCAAUCAGAUAACUACUGUUGAGGAAGCAAAAAGAUUCUAUCCACUAUUCGGACUAGGAGCUAAUGUUGCCCUCAUUUUCUCCGGUCGAACUGUUAAGUACUUCUCUAAUUUGAGGAAAAAUCUAGGUCCCGGAGUCGAUGGUUGGGCCAUCUCCUUAAAGGGAAUGAUGAGCAUUGUUGUACUGAUGGGAUUCACUAUCUGUUUCCUUUACUGGUGGGUGAAUAAGUGUGUUCCUCUUCCCACACGUAGCUGGAAGAAGAAGGAAAAGCCUAAAAUGGGAACAAUGGAAAGCUUGAAAUUCUUGGUAUCAUCAAGGUACAUUAGGGAUCUUGCUACUUUGGUGGUUGCAUAUGGUAUUAGCAUCAACCUUGUCGAAGUUACCUGGAAAUCGAAGCUCAAAGCCCAGUUUCCAAGUCCAAAUGAAUACUCCUCCUUCAUGGGUGAUUUCUCAACUGCAACUGGGAUAGCUACAUUCACGAUGAUGCUACUAAGUCAAUUUAUAUUCGACAAAUACGGAUGGGGAGUUGCGGCAAAAAUUACACCUGCUGUCCUGCUUCUGACCGGAGUCGGUUUCUUUUCCUUGAUAUUAUUUGGUGAUCUACUUGGACCAGCCCUUGCAGAGUUCAGCAUGACACCUCUUCUUGCAGCUGUAUAUGUUGGUGCCAUGCAAAAUAUUUUCAGCAAGAGUGCAAAGUACAGUUUAUUUGAUCCAUGCAAAGAAAUGGCCUAUAUUCCUUUAGAUGAAGACACCAAGGUGAAAGGGAAGGCUGCCAUUGAUGUUGUUUGCAAUCCAUUAGGGAAAUCAGGGGGUGCUCUGAUUCAACAGUUUAUGAUCUUGACCUUUGGAUCACUUGCAAAUUCAACCCCAUACCUUGGUGGUAUACUUUUGAUGAUUGUUUUUACAUGGCUAUCAGCAGCCAAGUCUUUGGACACGCAAUUCACCGAAUUGCGUAAGGAAGAAGAGCUCGAAAAGGAGAUGGAAAGAGCAGCUGUUAAUAUCCCCGUCCUGUCUGAACCUAGAAAUGACUCUGUUGCAAAUAGUUCAUUACAAGACCCUGCAUCAGUUGACUCAACAGGAAGUUCAUCUGAAACGUCAACUCCGAGAAAUAUUUAGAAAACAGGAAGACUAAGAAGCUGAUAAGCAGUGAUAGAGAGAAAAAUAAUAGCUAUAAGAGAAAAUGCUUAGUUAGUGUGUCCUGCAGAGAUUGCAUUAGAAUCGGACAUCUAUCAAAACCCCUUUUUGAUCUAAAAA
Gossypium arboreum is the source of this 2424-nucleotide messenger RNA. Its product is annotated as plastidic ATP/ADP-transporter-like. Gene Ontology annotation, biological process: nucleotide transport. The coding region runs from base 439 to 2286 and encodes 615 amino acids. The transcript is spliced from 5 exons. Gene Ontology annotation, molecular function: ATP:ADP antiporter activity. The record is from RefSeq and is a predicted model, not a curated record. Lineage: Eukaryota; Viridiplantae; Streptophyta; Magnoliopsida; Malvales; Malvaceae. Gene Ontology annotation, cellular component: membrane.